CAACAAGCUCUUCUUCUUCUCGUGUUACCAUUUGUGACAACAAUGGACACGUCGGCGUCCACCUCGCCGCCGCCGCCGCGCUCUGUGCUCAGCACCAUCGAGGACAAGAUGAGCCCGGGCGUCCUCCUCAUCAUCGCCAUCCUCGCCGUCGUCUUCUUCCUCUUCGGCUUGCUCAACCUGCUGAUCCAGAACCUGCUCCGGAUGCGCCGGGCGCGGCGGCGGCGGCGGCGCGUGGGCGACGGCGGCGGCGGCGUCGGCAUGGGCAGCCCGACGGCGUUCCAGGGCCAGCUCCAGCAGCUGUUCCACCUCCACGACGCCGGCGUCGACCAGACCUUCAUCGACGCGCUCCCCGUCUUCGUCUACCGCGCCGUCGUCGGCGCCGGGCUCCGCAAGGACGACCCGUUCGACUGCGCCGUGUGCCUGUGCGAGUUCGCCGGCGACGACAAGCUCCGCCUCCUCCCGACGUGCGGCCACGCGUUCCACGUGCCCUGCAUCGACGCCUGGCUGCUGUCGCACUCCACGUGCCCCAUCUGCCGCGGCAGCGUCCUCGCCGCCGCCGCCGCCGCCGACGACGACGACGACUCGUCGGCGUCCACCCCGGUAGCGCGGCGCGUGCUCGACUCGGAGAGCCUCGGCGAGACGUUCGCCAACAAUGGAGGUGGGGACAGCGAGGGGUCUUCUCCCAAGGCGGCGGCGGCGGAGGAGGAGGAGGUCGUCGAGGUGAAGCUUGGCAAGCUCAAGUGCAUCGACGGCAAUGGCAAUGCCGGCGACCUCGCCGUCGUCAAAGGCACCACCACCAGCAACGAUGGCGACAUCGGCGGCGGCGGCAGGGGAGAUCUUGGACAGAGACGGUGCUUCUCCAUGGGAUCCUACGAGUACGUCAUGGACGAGCACGCCGCGCUCCGCGUCGCCGUCAGGACGCCCAAGCGGAGGCCGCCGGCGAGGUCGAGGUCUCGCCGCCGGCUCGCGCUGUCGGAGUGCGACUUCGCGGGCUCCGCCUCCAAGAAGGGCGCGUGGGAAGCGGCGGUGAUAGAGGCCGCGUCGGCGGACGCCGCGGCGGCGAGGCUGAACAGGGACAGCUUCUCCGUGUCCAAGAUCUGGAUGACGUCAGCCACUAGGAAGGAAGAUGUCCGGACGGCGGCGGAAUUGGCCGGCGGAGGGAGGCGUGCGGCGUCGUUCCGGUGGCCGGCGAUGGCCGAGGCCAGCAAGAAGCAUGGCGGGAUCAACGACGAGCGCCGCGACGUCGAGGCCGGCGGCAAUGGCGACUCGUCUCUCGCCGACGAGCGGCCGUCGUUGGCGAGGACGGCGCUGCAGUACAUCGUCGGCGGCGGCGGCGGCGGGCGGCAGCAGAGCAGCCGAGUUGGAAGCCAUUCUUGAACCAUUUGGUUUGCACAUUGAACACAGAAAAAAUGUCCCCUUAUUUUUUUUCUUUUCAUUGAUUUUUUCCCUACUUUUCUUUUCUUUUCCAAAAUGAUUAUAGUGAUUGCAAAGCAACAAAUUUGUGAAGAAAAAAGCAAUUGAAGCAACUGCAUUUGUGUGUUAGUCAUGGUCAUAUUAAUUAGUUAAAGAGACAAAAGGCAUUCUUGGUCUUCAUUGGUUUGAAA
Messenger RNA from Oryza sativa Japonica Group (Japanese rice), 1604 nucleotides. Its product is annotated as RING-H2 finger protein ATL13. Lineage: Eukaryota; Viridiplantae; Streptophyta; Magnoliopsida; Poales; Poaceae. The record is from RefSeq and is a predicted model, not a curated record.